Molecule: messenger RNA, 4264 nt
Organism: Acanthopagrus latus (yellowfin seabream)
Lineage: Eukaryota; Metazoa; Chordata; Actinopteri; Spariformes; Sparidae
Gene: ncbp3
Product: nuclear cap binding subunit 3
Exons: 13
Coding region: 98-2182 (694 amino acids)
Cellular component (GO): cytosol; nucleus
Molecular function (GO): mRNA binding; RNA 7-methylguanosine cap binding
Source: RefSeq, a predicted model, not a curated record
UCCAGAGUGACACCACCGAAGAAGAAGCAGCAGCAGAGAACCGUUGCCGGGUUGACGACAGCAGCCGCAGCAGCAGCCGUUGUUAGCAGCUAGCGCCAUGGCGGCAGUGCGCAGCUUACGGGUGUCGGUGAAAUCAGACAGCGGCUCAGACCGCUCGGAAUCGGACUCUGACUCCGAAUCGGACAGAGAUGCCCGCGAAGCCGAGCCGAUGGAGGUGGAGGAUGGAGAGCUGGAGCCAGAGGACAUAUCCGUUAACCGUUCCCUGAAGGAGCUGCUGCCGGAUACGAGCCGGAGAUACGAGAACAAGGCUGGAGCGUUCAUCACUGGGAUUGAUGUCACCUCAAAGGAGGCGAUCGAGAAAAAAGAGAAGCGAGCAAGACGUUUCCAUUUCUGCGCGGGGGAGAGCACCAGUCAGAGGAACGUUUACCUCGAUAAAGAAGUCAUGAAGAAAGCUAUCCCCAGACUGCGUAUGGAGGCGAUCUAUGUAACAGGUGUGGACGACAUGAGCACACAGGACGUCUUCGGAUACUUUAAGGAAUAUCCUCCAGCUCACAUCGAGUGGAUCGAUGACACAUCCUGUAACGUGGUUUGGCUCGAUGACAACACUUCUGUCCGAGCCCUCGUCAACUGCAGCCGGUUACCUGACCCAGAGUCUGUUACCACGGAGACGGAGAGCACCGACCAGCCAGGCAAACAGAGCAAAGGUCAUCGGGCCCAAGGGUCGGACGAUGAAGAUGAAGAGGAAGAGGGAGAAGUGGACGAAGACGAGGAGGAGACGGCGAAGAAGAGCAGCGAGGAGAUCGAGGUGAAAGACAGCGAUGGAGAGGCGGAGCAGAAAAGCAAAGCGGAGGACGGUCAGAUGGACGACCUGUCGGGGGCGGAGAGAGAGUCUCUGCUGAGGAACGACCUGCGACCGGCCAUCAAACCCUUCAAAGGAAACAAGCUGUUCCUGCGCUUCGCCACCCUAGAGGAUAAGAAGGAGUUGGGCGCCGCUCGUCGCAGCAGAUACUACAUGAAGUACGGAAACCCGAACUAUGGAGGCAUGAAGGGAAUCCUCAGCAACUCCUGGAAGAGGAGGUAUCACAACCGGCGGAUCCAGAGAGACGUCAUCAAGACCAAGAAGCCUCUGAUCGGAGACAGCAUGGGACACACACCUCCGUACACACACCGACACUCCGCUGACCUGGUCAACCUGCCCGAGGAGCCCAUUAAGGAGGAAGAGGAGGAGGAAGAAGAGGACGAGGACGACGGCGAUGAGGACAUGGACUCAGACGACAGGGUGGUGGAGUACAAAGAGCGAGCGGAGCGGGAGAGAGGCGAGCGAGGCGGCAGCUCGCGCUCGCUGGGGGCGGGGCUUCGUAGCCGGGCGGAGCGCUCCCCGUCUCCAUGGUCGGAGUCAGACGAGAUGGACUACGACCUGGAGCUGAAGAUGAUCUCCACGCCGUCACCCAAGAAGAGCAAGAAGAUGACGAUGUACGCCGACGAGCUGGACACUCACCUGAAGAGCAUCCGGAACAGGAUCGGAGGUUCAGCAUCACAGAGCAGACCCAAAUCUGUGUCGCCCACCAAGGUGACGGACGUCCGCCAGCUGCUGGAGGAGAAACGAUCGGGUCACUCUCAGCAGAGCCGGCCCCCCCCAGUGGCCGCCAGUGGAAAGACAGAUGUCCGGCAGCGUCUGGGGAAAAGACGUUACUCUCCAGACAGAAGACGCUCCCCCUCCCCCGUCUCCCCCAGAGAGACGCCUCCAGCCAGAGAACCAAUCAGAGACGUGCAUCGCAGACUGGGCGUGGCCAGUCAAGACAACAGAGGCCUCUUCUCCAACUCAUCCAAAGACAGAAAGACAAGCGGCCUGUGGAGCAGACUCGGCUCCAGUGACGACGGCAGCGCCGGACAUCACGAGCGCAAAUCAAGCAGCCGGUCGGCGGGUCUCUUCUCCUCCUCCUCACCUUCAUCGAGCCGGAAUGAGAUUGCCAGCAGCAGCAGCAGGAGGAGACAAGCCGACGGAGAAGAGGAAGAGGAGGUGGAAGAGGAAGACGACUCAACCCUGCAGAAGAUGUGGGGCGCCAUGAUCAAAAAGAAACAGGAGCGCCAGACCCACAAGCUGAAGAAGAGCCGGCUGGACAACCUGCCGUCGUUGCAGAUCGAGAUCAGCCGCGACAGCAGCGACGACUCGGACGCCUGAAACUGAAACGGACAAAAACUAUGAGAGCAGACGGCUGAUCUGAGGCCAGCGGGAGGGUUUUCUUUCAUUGUUUCAUUUUUAACCUGCGGUCUGUGGAUGGAUCACUGAAGAGGCCCAACAUGCACAGGUCCAGGGGCCCGGAGGGUCAGCGGCCCCUGUCUGAAGUGACUGUUCUGAUCAGAGUCUCUCGUGUGGUCAUGAUCUGCUGUCGCUGCGCUAACUGAACCCGAGCCCGACCGAUACUUGUGUUUUGGCACCAAUACUGAAUUCAAGAAGUAAAAAUCAAAUGUGACAAUCAGCUGAUGUGGUUCAAACACACGACAAAGAUUUUACAGUUAAACAACAAACUCCACAACAACACCUGCGCACUGAAACAAUAAACUGCACUUGGAAUAGAGUGUAUCUCCCUGCAGUACGUUGAAUAUCAGACAACGUAGACCAGAUAUUAGACCGGCCCACUUAAUUAUCAGUCAGACUCUAACUAACACCUGUGAACUGCUUCACCUGUGAGUGACCCUGAACGAGACGCAGAACAACCACGAAGAAGAAGUUAAACAAUGCAGCCAAAAAGAAUUCCUGUAAACCUUAAAACAGCUCGUAUACUUUGUUUUAAUCUCAUGAACUCUUGUUGUCGGUCGUUGUUACGCCUUUUCAAAGUGGGUUCGGCUCAUUUUAUAAUCCAUCCAGGCUGUCUGUAUAUUUGAGGAACCGUUCGACCUAAAAUUAAAACCACUUGUUGUUCCUCUGCUGUAGAGAUGUCUACUUCUCUCCACUGUCAUGGAACAGCGUCUCUUUCCAGAAGUCAUGACCCGUUUACCCGAGAUGAUCCACAGAGCUCGCUGUGAGCAGUUUCAUGAAGGAACAAUUUUUUUUUCCCGUGUCACUGAGCAGAAGGAGGCGCUGCGACUCAUGGACAAGAGGCGAGCUGACGAUGGCGCUCAGCUGAGGAGGACUUUAAACCUCUCGUCCGUGAGGAGAUGCAUCUGUUCUCCUGCACAGUGAUGCUGGUUUUCUAAGGAGGCACUUGUCAGUUAAAGGGGAGAUAAGAAGUCAUCAAGGGAUAAAAUGAUACAUAAAUUUUGAAUAUGAGUGUUAACUUUUCUUUAGUUUUUCUUCUGUCUAAACUGAAUGUUCCUCCGUAUAUUAGUCAGUGGAAGUCAGUAGAAAGAAAAUAGUUUCUCUAUGAAGCCGCUCACAACAACCUGUCGUCUGUCUUCAGGUGGUGAUUUCUGUAAAGACGUGCUGAGUUCACAUGUAUUUUAACAGGAAGAAUAAGUGUUUUGAUUUUGGGUCGAACUGUCCCUUUAAACAUCUGCUGACACUAACCAGACAGAAACCUUCCAGAAUCAUUACUCAGUUGCUUUCUUGUCAGGAUGUAGCCGAGCAUCAUGGGAAACCUGGUCGGAUGCUCUGGAUGUGAUCUAUAAAUCAUUCCUGCGUUACCAUGGAGAUGACGGACGCCGUCGGCCUCGUCAUUGAUGACCGCUGACUGUGUGACGUCAUCAGGCCGCGGUGUCCUCUGAGACCUGAACCCUCAGCCUGGUGGUCGGAUCGAUGCCCCGCUCGGGACCAACACUUUAAGCUUUUCGUCAUCGAUGUCGGAUCCCGUUCAAAACUUCAUUUACAAAACGUGUGUUUUUACGUUGACUGAGCGGCGCCCUGAUGUUCAGUCGUGUCUUCCUGUGGACGGUGACGGGAUGAUGGAGGACAAAGACAUGAGAGGGUCGAUAACAGAUCCGGUCAGACUGACGACGACUUCUCCUGGUUUCUCUUCGUGUUUUUCCUCUUGAAGCAGAACUGAUGAACAGACUCUUAGAAAAAGAGACAGAGUUUCUGAUGUGUGGAUUAUUUUCUGAUGGUAAAAAUGUUAAACGUGAACAUUUGGUACAUUUUUUAAAUCCCGUUCUGUGUCAGUUUGUGGAGAAACAGAUUCAGACCGUCUGAAUGAGUCGCUCACAUCUUCUGUGUUUUUUCUGUUUGUUAUUUUUUUAAUUGAAACUUUGGGGCCACACUCGUCCGAUGACAUCACUGCUGGUCAUCAAAUGAGAUCAUUAUUAAAAUGUUGGCUGGUGAAUAAUUUUA